AUGAAUAUCCAGGGGAAAGGCUUCCCCUUGGACCUCGGAGGAAGCUUCACUGAAGAUGCUCCUAGGCCACCGGUCCCUGGUGAGGAGGGGGAACUCGUGUCCACGGAUCCGAGGCCAGUUAGUCACAGUUUCUACUCCGGAAAAAGCGAUGCGGUUAGAAAUGAGACUUCCACGGCAACACCGAGGCGCUCCGAUUUGGAUUUGGGGUACGAGCCCGAGGGGAGUGCUUCGCCAACUCCACCCUACCUGAAGUGGGCCGAGUCGCUGCACUCCUUGCUGGAUGAUCAAGAUGGUAUAAACCUCUUCAGGACUUUCCUGAAACAGGAGGACUGCGCGGAUCUGCUGGACUUCUGGUUUGCCUGCAGUGGCUUCAGGAAGCUGGAGCCGUGCGCGUCUAACGAGGAAAAAAGACUCAAGCUGGCGAAAGCCAUUUACAAAAAAUACAUCCUCGACAACAACGGCAUUGUGUCCCGGCAGAUCAAACCAGCCACAAAAAGCUUCAUCAAAGACUGCGUCAUGAAACUGCAGAUUGACCCCGACAUGUUUGACCAGGCCCAAACGGAGAUUCAGUGCAUGAUAGAAGACAAUACCUACCCUUUGUUCCUUAAGUCGGAUAUUUAUUUGGAAUACACGAGGACAGGUGGGGAAAGUCCAAAAAUUUACAGUGAUCCGAGCUCAGGGUCCGGGACAGGUAAAGGGCUGCCCGGUUAUCUGCCGACUCUGAACGAGGACGAGGAGUGGAAGUGUGACCAAGAGGCCGAGCCCGAGGCCAGCAGGGACUCGGCGCCUUCCAGCAGGCUCACGCAGAAGUUGCUUCUGGAGACGGCCACCCCGCGAGAAUCAACAAAUAGAAAUUAUUCUAUUAGCAGGGGCAAAGUUCACAGGCAUGGGUCAUGGAGAGAGCCUGUUAACCCUUACUAUGUCAACACGGGCUAUGCUUUGGCACCAGCGACCAGUGCCAAUGACAGUGAGCAGCAGAGCAUGUCCAGUGAUGCCGAUACGAUGUCGCUGACGGACAGCAGCGUAGAUGGGAUCCCGCCGUACCGACUCCGAAAGCAGCAUCGCAGAGAGAUGCAAGAAAGUGCCAAAGCAAAUGGACGUGUGCCACUACCUCACAUUCCUCGUACAUACCGAAUGCCAAAGGAUAUCCACGUCGAACCAGAGAAGUUUGCUGCAGAACUGAUCAAUCGUUUGGAGGAAGUACAAAAGGAACGUGAAGCAGAGGAGAAAUUAGAGGAGCGCCUUAAACGCGUUCGAGCGGAGGAAGAAGGUGAGGAUGCAGAUAUCUCUUCUGGUCCCUCGGUCAUUAGCCACAAGAUGCCUUCCGCUCAAGCCUUUCAUCACUUUGCUCCUCGUUACGCUGAGAUGGGCUGUGCUGGGAUGCAGAUGAGAGAUGCCCAUGAAGAAAACCCAGAAAGCAUCCUCGAUGAACAUGUACAGCGUGUGAUGAAAACCCCAGGCUGCCAGUCUCCAGGACCUGGCCGCCACUCUCCUAAGCCACGGUCCCCGGAAAGCGGCCACUUAGGAAAGCUGUCAGGGACACUAGGAACGAUUCCUCCAGGGCAUGGCAAGCACGCAACAAAAUCAGGAAUGAAACUGGAUGCAUCUAACUUAUACCACCAUAAACACAUCUACCACCACAUCCAUCACCACAGCGUGAUGAAACCAAAAGAGCAGAUCGAGGCCGAGGCCACGCAGCGAGUGCAGAACAGCUUUGCUUGGAAUGUAGAUUCACAUAACUAUGCAACAAAGUCACGAAACUACACUGAAAACUUGGGCAUGGCGCCUGUCCCCAUGGACUCUUUAGGCUACAGUGGGAAAGCGAGUCUGCUCUCAAAAAGAAAUGUUAAGAAGACCGAUUCAGGGAAAAGUGAUGGUGCCAACUAUGAGAUGCCAGGAUCUCCUGAAGACGUGGAGAGAAACCAGAAGAUCCUUCAGUGGAUCAUAGAAGGAGAGAAGGAGAUCAGCAGGCAUAAGAAAACAAACCAUGGCUCUUCAGGUGCUAAGAAGCAGCUGUCCCAUGAUAUGGUCCGGCCGCUCUCCAUUGAGCGACCUGUUGCGGUGCAUCCGUGGGUCAGUGCCCAGCUCCGGAACGUCGUCCAGCCUUCUCACCCCUUCAUCCAAGAUCCUACCAUGCCGCCCAAUCCAGCCCCCAACCCUCUCACCCAGCUGGAAGAAGCUCGCAGGAGGUUGGAGGAGGAAGAAAAAAGGGCUGGAAAACUCCCCCUUAAACAAAGGUUGAAGCCCCAGAAGAGACCAGGCAGCGGCGCGUCCCAGCCCUGCGAGAACAUCGUGGUCGCUUACUACUUCUGCGGAGAGCCGAUCCCUUACCGCACCCUCGUCAAAGGGCGCGUGGUGACACUGGGACAGUUCAAGGAGCUGCUGACCAAGAAAGGGAACUACAGGUAUUACUUCAAGAAAGUGAGUGACGAGUUCGACUGCGGUGUGGUCUUUGAGGAGGUGCGAGAGGAUGACACCAUCCUGCCCAUCUUUGAAGAGAAGAUCAUCGGGAAGGUGGAAAAGAUCGACUGAGCUCCAGGGGCUGCUGAGGCGUGAGGACAGGACUGUGAAAGACUCUGGGACCGGAGGAGAGGGCCUGGGGCGAACGCUGGCGGUGCCACUGCCACGGGCGGAGGGCAGC
Molecule: messenger RNA, 2641 nt
Organism: Tauraco erythrolophus (red-crested turaco)
Lineage: Eukaryota; Metazoa; Chordata; Aves; Musophagiformes; Musophagidae
Source: RefSeq, a predicted model, not a curated record